Molecule: messenger RNA, 2529 nt
Organism: Durusdinium trenchii
Lineage: Eukaryota; Dinophyceae; Suessiales; Symbiodiniaceae
Source: the annotation of a GenBank genome assembly
AUGGAGCGCGAUGUCGGGCUGCGGUGUCACAGGCUAGCCAAGGCAGUUCUCGACUUGGCCCAACCAGGCACAGCAUCGACCUCGGGCUGCGAGCUCCGGGUGGCGGAGCUGGAGAGCCUCGCGGCCGCCGCGCGGAGUGUCCUUCCUUCGGCCGCCGCGCGGCGUCGCUGUGAGGAUGUGAAGAAAAAGUCAGCUCUAGUAGACAUCAACUCGAGAACCUCCGAGACCAUUGGACCUCAUCCGUGCCCGUGCGGAGCGACACGUCCCUCGUCAUGUGCCCGUGGCGCUUGCCGCGGCGCGUGCCGCGGCGCGUGCCGCGUGGUCCACUGCUUCAAGUGCGCGCGGCUCAAGAAGCAGUUGGGCCGGCUGCGGGGGCAAGUGCGAAUGAGGCGCUGCAAGGCGCUGCUGGAGCUGCGACGAGUGGAGAAGAAGGUGUGGACGCAACUGGAGCGCCUCGGCGCAGCGGCCAGGCAAGAGGAGGAGCUGCGACGGCUCUUCCUGGCCAAGCGGAAUAGUCACUUGGAGGUCUUGCUCGGACGUCUUCAUAUUUUCCCAGCCUUUUGCAGUUGGGCAGCCUUGGUGCGUGAGGUGCCGCGGCGAAAGAAGCUGAUGGCCUCUUACAGCACGAUGAGCUUCCACUCCUGUGAGCCGGACGCGUCGCCCGAAGGUGCAGACGAGGCCGCCCAGGCCGCCAGUGGAACGACGGCCGCGCAGCGGCCAGUGGAACGACCGACAAAGACCCUCGCUGCAGAGAAGCAUCAUUCAGGUAGAUGCUUGGCCUUGCGCUUGGGCAACGGUCAGCUGUCCAGCUCCCAGCUGCGAGGCAUGCUGAGACUCUACUGUGAGGCCUCCCAGUUGGCGCUCCUCCGCCACGCCCUGCAGGCGUGGGCGGCCGCCCGCAGUUGGAAGGAGCCGCCCUUUUGCGACCACUUGCGGCCGGUGCUCUUGACCGAACUGGCGAGCUGCGGCCGGAUCGGUGCAGUUUCACCCACCGUCCGACUCAGCCUGGGGCCCAUUCGCACCGCCACGGCAAGACGCGCGCAGGCUUCGGACCGAGGGAUGAAACGAGUCGGUGAGUCAGUCGAAACGGAGCACUGUUUGGUGUGCCAAUGUACCAUUUGUUGCUGGGUGUUCGGCCGCUUGGGCCUGGUCUUCGAGUUUAGGCUGGCUGUGACGAUGUGGGCCGCCCAGACGAUGCAGCUGAUCGCGAAGCACUCACCGCCCAACAAGGUCAUGUGGGCUUACGGGCUCUUCUCCAGUGCAGCCUUGGCCGUCUACCACUUUGUGGCCAAUGGCGAGUUCUCGGCGAUCCUGACGUUGGCCGUGAUCUUUCAAUGUUUGGGCUUUGCGCUGCUGGCGGUGCAAGUCCUCCUUACCGGCAGCGUCGCUGGCAUCUCUGCCCGCGCAUUGGCGUUGGACGCGUGGUCGCUGUGCUUCCGCCUCUCCUCGACGCUUUGGCUGCAUGGCUACCUGCCAGUGGAUGCAUCUGGAGACUUCGUCUUCCAGGCCGUGGACGUGGUCUCCCUGGUCUUGGUCUUUUGGCUUCUGCAUUCCUUGCUUUUUGAGAAGAGAAGCACCUACCAGGAGGAGCAGGACAACUUUCCAGCCACUCCAGUGGUUCUGGCAUGCCUGAUCCUUGCGAGUCUCUUUCACGCAGACAUGAAUGCACGGCCCGCCUUCGACACCUUAUGGAUGGCAGGCCUCUUUAUCAGCGCUGUGGCGGUUCUACCGCAGUUGUGGCUGAUCUUCAAGACCGGUGGGAAGGUCGAGCCUCUGACUAGCCACUACAUCGCAGCGAUGGCACUCGCUCGAGCACUGAGUGGCAUCUUCAUGUGGCACGCCCGCUUCGACAUCACCUGCGAGCCAUGGGUGGAAGGCUACAACCAUGCCAUUUGGGUCAUUCUUGGUGCGCAUGCGGUGCACUUGGAGCACGAGUCAAUCGCUCUUGGGCGGAAGAAGCUGGACGAAUUCGAGUGGAAGAAUCGAGUGAGGAAGCUACCCUGGAUCUGCGGUCUCCCAACGCUGGUGGAAGGGGAAGCACCCCAAUCUUUCAAAACCAUCGACACCAGACCAGACGAUGGCCCUCCUAAGGCCCUCCUGAUCGACUUCGGAUAUUACUACCUCAAGGCAGUGAUGAAGAAGGGCUUGGGAAGCCAAUUGGAGCUGAUUCAGGACUACGUUUGAGAGGAUGGCGUGCGUGGGCACAGCAUGGGCCCCAAAUGCGAACGCAAUUGGUUGGGCCCAUGCGGCGGCUUGGCAGCUUCUUCCGCCAUGAGGCGGCAGGAGUGAACGAAAGCGCCGGGCGCAGCGACCGGGUGCACAGCACCAGGACGUUUCAAAAAGGGUGCACCGUUUUGCCACCCGCCACUACGGUGUGGCGGAGGGGGUUCCGGCAUGGCGGAGGUGUUCAACGGCGCGUGGAAGUGGGACCUCGACUUGUGGGCUACGACCUCUUUAUGACCUGUAGAUGGAUCAAAACUAAACUACAAAAUUUAGGGCUGAAGUGGCCGCGGCCAGGGGUUAAACCGG